Messenger RNA from Coregonus sp. 'balchen', 18577 nucleotides. The record is from the annotation of a GenBank genome assembly. NCBI's taxonomy places the organism in Eukaryota, Metazoa, Chordata, Actinopteri, Salmoniformes, Salmonidae.
AUGUGCGGUCCCCAGCUCCAUCUUCUGAGAGCUGGUCAGCAAGGGGUUGUAGUCCCUGAUGAUGGUGUAGGCCGACCAGCAAACGGGGAUGAGGCACAGGACGCCAGCAAUGAUGAAGACUACACCGAAGCCAAUGCCUAUUCUGGAUUUGGCCCUCUCAUCCUCCAUGCAGUUGGUGCACUUGCCCCCGGCCACGGCGAGCAAGAUGCCCAGCAGGCCCAUCAUGACAGAGAUGAUGAUGGGAGCACGAGCGGCCUGAAUGUUAUGGGGUAGAGCCAGUAUGGAGUCGAAGACCUUACACUGCAUCUGACCUGUACUCUGGACCACACAGGUCAUCCAGAUGCCUUGCCAAAUGGUUUGGGCUGUGAUGACGUUCUCGCCGAUGAAGGCUGUAACCUUCCAUUGAGGCAGGGCACAGACCAUGAUUGCCCGAUCCAGCCAAUGAUGCCCAGGGCUGCGCCCAGCAUCUGAAACGCAGCAUAUACCAUAUUUUCUUCUUCUUUAAGUCCUGGAGGAGUCGAUGAAGGAAAUCCGCCGAAAAUGAGUAUUUUCUUAGAAAUCAGUUGCUUGGUAUGUCUUGUGCCGUCAUGCUGUUUUUUGUCUUCUCUAUUAAAUGGUACAGGUGGAACAUAAACUCAGUACAAUUAGACCAUUAGAUUGAGAUAGUUCCCAACCCCUUUCCUCUUAGUAUGAACAGAGCCCUUUCAUUUCUCAAAUCAAAGGGAUGUCUCUAUAUAGAGUUUUGGAUGAGAGAGUUUUAACAAAAUGUUAUUCUACUUCGGCUACCUAUUACCUGACAUUCACUCUUCACCUUUGACCCCAUGGCUGACCUUUGCAGCUCUAAGACUCCCAGCAGAUCAUGUUGACUUGAACAAUGCCAGAAUACACACACACCUUUAUAACUCUAAUGGUAGAGUUUAAUCAGGAUAUCCACCUUUUUAAUUAUGUCAAAUAGCAAUAUAUCAUCCUCCAGAUCCCCUUGAAUACAUAGGCCUACAGUAACUUAUUGUUUUCCUGCUUGAGUUUACAGUCCCUUGCAUAGAAUGUGUUACAAGACUGCAACAAGAGUUAAUAUGUAAGGUGCUCUUUGGUUUCCCAGGCUUGUGACAUUGUCAAAAGAAUGUAGACAUGUUCCCUUUCUAUGAGAUAAUCUCCUUUCCCUUACAGAAACAGUACAAAUAUUUUAACUAAAGUUACAUUUAAUCAGGGGUGUGUAGUGCUGCAGGAGAGCAAGGGAGCAGCGCUCCCUCACCUUUUUCAAUUUCAGAAUACAUGGAGCUGGUCAAAAUAUUAUUUCUGAAGCUGAAUCAGUUACUGCAAGAUCACAUAAUGAUUAAUGAGUAUUUUACAUAACAGAACCGAAUAUAAUAGCAUAGUAGGCCUAUAAUGUUACUGUUUGGUUUUCACCAAAAACACCUUCCUCAUUUGUAGCGAGAUUUUAGGAUGGUUAGCUGAAGCUGAAUAGUCGCGUUUAUUAUUUUCUCAGUGAAUUAUCAUUCACUAUUGUGAUGACAGUGAUGAUGGCCUAUUUUGAAAUGAGGUAUGCCUAACUUGGUGUUUGAGGGUAUUCAAAAUGGAAAAUUUUCUUGAGACAAUAUGUGCGUUGGCAUAGGCAGACGUUGCAUUUGGAGGAUGCAUUUUAUGCAUAUUCUAUAAUAAUAUUCAAUAGGCUACAUCUGUCGGUACACACUUUGAUUGAGAAAUUAUGACGUAAUUUUAAAAAAUUGGGGGCGCUUCCGUACAAAAAGAAAUUGUACUACACCACUGCAUUUCAUUAAAACAUUAAAAUUGGACAUAAAUAUUCAAUCUGAUAAAGACUACCGUAUUGAGUCAGUGAAUGAUUGUCCUGUUACUCUACUCAUUCUCAAGAGAGAAAAAGUUAACUCCCCUCCAGCGUUGUCUGUUAAAGUAUCAAUCAACCAACCAAUCAAUCAGUCAAAUCUUUCUUUAUGUCACCUGAGCAGUUGAUAGAUUCAAAGCAGACAAGUCAUUCAGUUCAUCCACCAUUUUGUAAAGAGGCAAGAGAAAAAAAAGAAUACUUGAAAGCUGACCUUGUAAGGUGAUGUCAGUCCUUGGGGGUUGGAGGGCUAUAGCCUGUCUUUCUUCCGUUCGCCUGGAGGACGUGUCUGCUUUGAUGGACAAGGGGUCUGGCUGGUUAGUUAUGUGGACGGGUCUGUCUUCAACUAGCCACAAACAACACCAAGGUGAUCGCAGUUGUCGGACUGUAAAGAGAAAAGGGGGGGGGGGGGGGAGCGAUACAGAUUGUUUCCAUAUAUGAAAGAGGCCACUGUUAGAGAGCUAAAAUUACCUCUAGGAACAAUGCCUCUAUUUUACCCUGGCAUGGAGCAACCCAAGGAGAUUGAGUUCCACACUCUGGUACUACACAUUGAAGAGGAGAGAUUGUUUUGGAGCGUAUCACCUUCUAACUGAGAUUAUACUCCCAGCUCUGGGGAUCAGAUAGUCCACAGAGGGUCCACUGUUUUAGGAUCAGGCGUCCUACACCAGAUCACGUAGUAAACAUGUAAUCAAACACUCAAACACCAGCAGUGCUGCUACCCUGGAAAUACCAAACAACAUAGACACCUAGAAAGCAUAACUUUCUUGCAACAUAUCUGUUUUUCUUAUUUUGGAAAAAAUAAGCGACUAUUUCAGACCUGGGAUACCAGGUGAAUACAUUACAAGUGUCAGCAGGUAGAGAGGGCAGGCCUGGGCCUCACACCUGGGCCUCACACACUCUAACGGAUGCUGGCUUUGGAUUAUAAAAGUACAACCGAGUUCUGCUAAACUGGUUGGGUCACUAUGGCUGAUCUUUUUUCCACUAAUUGGUCUUUUGACCAAUCACAUCAGAUCUUUUCACAUCAGAUCUUUUUCAGAGCUGAUCUGAUUGAUCAAAAGACCAAUUAUUGGAAAAAAUAUCAGAAUUCGGCAGCCUGUAUAAACGAACCCUAUGUGUAGUGCCCAUAGAACUAUAACUCCUGGGGUUGGAGAGUCAAACUGCGUUACUGUACCUUUUUGAAUUAGUGAUUCAGAGAUCAAAGCUUUUAAAAAUAUAAUACUAGGUGGUAUGACACAACCACACAUGUUAUCAUUCUUAUAAGUGUGAAUUAGCUUAUAUAGAGGCUGAAAAGUAGUAUUUUCAGACAUUGUAAUUGUUGUGGGUGUGAACUAAAGGCUAGAAGGCAUGUUGCACUCCCGUGAUACUACUAUGGGAGAAUUUGUAUUUGGUUUCAGUAUAAUGGUUAAUGAAACUGGGAUGUGUGGUUUUUUCCUACAAAUAGGGAUAUCUAUGUGUGUAUCUGUGUAGGUGGUUGGGCAGGAGUCAGGGGGAGGUUGUUGUGUGUGAUCUGUGAUGUAAUUAUUCCGUGCCCAGGUGUCAUGAUGAAGAGGACGAAGUCACAGUUUCAGUGGGUUAUCCAAGCAUGCGACAAAGAUCUCACGUUACCUAGCAACCAUUAGAAGCACGGGACAUUCAAUGACUCAUGUGGUUCUGGAUUGACAGAGCAUCACAUGCAUCAUGACAUGUAAACUAAAUCAAUGGGGUCAUCAGGUGUAAUAAGAGUUAUUAUAAUACUGUCGUGAUGUGACUUUAACAUUAAUCUGAAGACUGUUAUUAUCUAAUUAACUAGCUAUGUUUAAUUGUUACCCAAUUAAAUUAAUAUUGUAACAAUGAAUUCAUUAGGAUCAGGGGCACCACGAAAGCGGUUCUUUAAAGAGUUACCAUCUCCUGAAUUAAACUCUAAAAGAUCUUUACCUAUCACGUCUAUAAACAGUCAACUUAUUAAUCAUAACCUCGUAUCAUAUCAUCAUUCUGAACGUCAUAACCUCCAUGCAUCUGCAAAAACCUGAGCCUUACUUAUGAUUCAGUACUACCCAAAUUGGUUUAAUUAUUUAUUUACUAGCUAAUUAUAUGGGAACACAGGAUAAACAUACACACUCUACACCGGUUAUUGACUGGUGAAAACAGGUCCCUAGCGGAAUGACAACAACAUGGCUUGUUAAAGAAGAAAGGAAGAGGGAGAGAGACAGAGACACUUAACCUUGAUACAUUCAGAAACUACUCUAACCUACAGUAAUUACAUACUUUGCACACGAACCUCCGCCCGCUUUGAGUAAGAAAUCAUGAAUGUAUUUACGUGAAAUGUCUUAGUUCGAUGGGGAUCUCUCGGUGAACUGGGCCGCCUUGGAAAGGGGUUGGGCCUUUUCACGGCACGCUUGUAAGGCUCUUCUUGUCCAAAAUGGUUCACAAUGUCCUUCUUCGUAGUUGUCCGGCCUCCAAUGACUUGUCAUGUAGUCCUGAAUAGAACUACAGAAUUGAUUUUCCUUCCCGUCACUCUGGAAGUUGCUUCUUUGAAGAUAGGCUAGCCAGCCAUAUCAAUGGUUCCCCAGUGGGGUGAUGAGAGUAGCGUAAUACGAUGGUUUGAGCAGAGUAGCAGAUGGUCCUACUUAAAUUCACUUUCGAAGAGACCUUACUUAGGACAGCUAAUCAGCCGUACCAGUGAUUGUCCGGGAGGUGAGUUUUCCUUCUCCACUUUGUGUAGCAAUUCAGAGUUCCAACCAUUUUAAACGUGUAGCUGCCGCUUUCACGUUUUCUGGUCUGUGUUAAUUCGUAACCCAUCCUUUUAUACACUCUGCUCGAAAGGGGGCGGUUCCAUCAGGCUGACACGUUCUACGUUAGGAAUAUUAUUCCAGUAUUCGCACAACCACAAGGAUGGCCAUGGGAUAUCCUGGUUGCGGAUCGUCGUUCCGGACCCGUCAUCCAGGCUGGUGGAUCUAGGCAGUAACUUAGGCAGACGUUAACAAUGCACAACACUCAUGCAAUACAUAAUUAAAUGUCUUCCCCAAAUGAGCACUAAUUGGUGGUUCUAUGGGGAACUUGUUUGUGGCAGUAUCACUUCCUAAGUGUCAAAGAAAAUGAAAUACACAUUUUAAAGAAUAAAAACACAAACAAAAAGAUAUACAAAAUAUAGUUACCACACCUUAAUUAUCUAAUUGGACUCUAUUCUAUAUACGUCCACAGUCUUGGCUAAAUGACUCCAUCAUGACAUUUUGUCUAAUGUCAUAUCUAAGGCGAUCCUACUUAGGGGUGUGUUGCUUAGGGCACUAUCCUAAGUUGAUAACUACAUGAUAAAGCUAUAGCUGUAAGGCACCAGCUUUGGACAGUCUACAGGGAUGACCUAUGGACCUCUGGGGAGAAACUGGUGACUAAUGUAGCUGUAGAGUCAAAGGGGCAUCAGGGUCUAUUUACAACUUUACCAAGACUGGUAUUUUGUUCGGACCCUUAAGUGAUCCUAGUAUAAAUCCUCAUUAAAUGUUCUGUUGUGCAUGCUUGCACAAGCGCACAUGCCAAGGGCAAGAAAACCAAGUAUCCUGGUGGUCUGCAACCUGGGCAGAGUGAGUCUGACGUUGUCAGAUAAUUUCCAUGUCAAUGACCAUGUGUCAUUAAGAAUCGGUGCUGACCUCAAGCCAUAUGUCAAGGGGACCUGUAGUGGUUUUAUUACAAGUCAAUGUGUCUUACACCAUUAUAGUGGCGAUAGGUAUGAAGGAGUCUAUUUCAUAGCUAUGUUAUCCACGGAGGAGCUAACCUCACGACGGAAGUACUCUAUAAGCACUGAACCAGUCGUACGCGGUGUGAUCAUGGUUCAUGACUUGUAAUAACUUUCCUCCUGAAUGGAGGGUUCUAUUUAUUAGCGGCAUGUGUGUUAACCAUCAAAAUAGUGUUUUGGAGAUUCCCUUCCAAGUGUUGCUAUCUGAGUGACUACUACCUCCUCUGUCGCUGUUAUCAAGGGCAAUUCGACUUGUUAGGUCUCUAACCUUCUUACUGACUGUGGCUGACUGUUUCUGAAAUUGGUACUGGUAACCAAGGGGACCAGCUACUCUACCAAUUGAUUACGUAAUGUUAUACUACCGGAACACAUGAUUAGAGUAUUUUACUAAUUACAUUGUAGUUGAGACAACGAAUGGCAAGGAAUCAUUAUUGUUACCAUUUAUUUUUUGGGAGAUGUAAUGUCCACUGGACUUCUUUUACGACCAGUGUGCGUCACCUCAGUGAUAUCUCAAGAUGUAUUCUUAGGUUAUCCCCGUCAAGGGGCUUGUCCGCCCCAUCUGUUCUCGUGGGGAAGUGUACUACUUGAUUUAUUUCCUGAACGGCGGCCUCGUACAGUGUUGCACGUAGCCUCGACCACCCCAAUGGCCUCGACGAGGCUCAUCAUGGGUCUGGGAUAGUAUUCCCCCCCUUUGUGUCUUGGGGCCCCCCCACCAGCGGUUGGUGUUGGUGUCCGAGGCACAAACGAAAAGAUUGUGCCCUUUGUACGAGUUGUCAGCAUCCGCAUUGUUAGUAGAUUGGCUGUAACCUUUCAACCAAAUGUCCUGGUGUUUGUGCUUCAAAAAGCUUAGUGGCUUUCGUGGCCUGCCAUUCACCACUGCGUCUGCGUGUGGCAACCGUUCCCGUACCUGCGAACUGAGACGAGGAUAUCUUUCACCGAUAUCGCACAGUGUUUCACCUGUUGGAGUCAACGGGUCAGUGGCAGGACUGACGCCAUUAGUUACAUUGUAAGGGGUUUCAGUCCCCCUCAAAGUGGAAAAUGUAUCAUCGGAAACAGAGUCCACUCUGAACGUUGAUGCUUUGUUUCCUGAGACGGCCGCGGUGUUUGCGGAAGUGUCUGAAGGACAAGAGAAAUUCAUCUUAGCUACAGUAUCACAUGACUGCAAGGAGGAGGGAAGUUGCUCACUCACAGAGACUGCUUGCUCGAAAUCAUGAAAAGAAUGGUCGAUCAGGUUUGCAGAUUUUCCAGACCAUGUUGCCAGUGUGACAUCCUCAACCCUUGUGCCAUUGAGGAACACGCCGCCUAUCAGUGUAGUGCGGUAUGUAUUGGAGUCUAUUGUCAAAGCCUGUGGGCUUGUUUCUGGAUCGAGCUGGCACUGGAUUGGGUUCCGAGUAAGAGCAGGGGUAAUUUGAUUGUUUACGUCCUCGCUAAUGAUGCUAAUUUCGGUGGACCCAUUCUCCGGCAAUUCCACGUCUAGUCGUAGUGACUUAUCUUUUUCCUCUUUGUCAAAUUUCUUAGCAGAACUUCUAGAGAGAAUUGGUUUAUAUUUUUAGCCUCAUUGAACCCUUUGUUACCCUUGUUACCAUUGUGUGGGUUGGGUGCAGGAACGUAGCGGCCAGGUCAAUCGUUGCGGUACCUUUUUUACCGUGGUGGUUAUUGGGGUCGUGGUUUCGUGGUAGACACCGUUUUUGUGCUUCAUCUCCUACCGCUCCUAUCCCUGAUGCCGCACCCUCUAACUGGAGAGAGUGCUCCAGCUCAAUAUUGAAAACAGAGAUGUAAGGGCUCUUAGCGCGGCUCACUUUUGAUGCCUCAAAAGCUGUGCUCGCAAGCUCUCUGAGUUCUGAGAUUGGCAAACCAACGUUGGCUGUAGGGCCCAAGUAGUUAAUGAAGUUGGGAUACAUGUUCAACAGAAACCUUUGUUUGAAUGAUAAUAGCUCUUUCAUUCCUGUUUCAGUGAGUAGGCCAAAGUAAGCAGAACAAAGCCUAUGAUAGUAUGCUUGUGGGUGUUCAUUCUGAGCUUGUUUGACAGUGUUAGCCAGCGAGCUGUUGUGUUUGCGAGUCGCAAAACCAAUGAAUUCUAUUUUCAAAGCCGUGGCAAGUUUAGCGUAGUCGUUUUGCACGUGUUGCUGUUGUAGACGGAUGAACCUUGUCACAUGUCUAUUCAAUGUUUGCUUCAACAGGUAAAGCCUGUCAGUAUCCGUAGCAUUCGGGUAGCCAUCCAAGGCGUCCUUUAUGACUGCUAAGAACGUUUCAGUGUCGUUUUGCUUCCCUAGAAGGUGCAGAAGUUUUGGACGAUUUUGUCAAGACGUUCCACGCCAAGUGCACGGGGAGGGUUUACUUAAUCCUGUGGGGAAUUAUGGGCCAAAAGGCCAAGAGGAGAAGCCAAGCUUUGGCUUUGUUGGCGAGGAGGUGCCGUAUUACUCUGUGCCGAAUGGCCAAGAGGAAAAGACUGAGGGACCCCUGAGAGAGGUAAAGUCUGAAACCUUCUGUCGUCUCCACUCCUUUGUGUACUGAGCUCUGGUUGCGAGCUUGGUUGCUUGGUUGGGUAGUCACGCUGAUUUUCCUUCCCGUCACUCUGGAAGUUGCUUCUUUGAAAAUAGGCUAGCCAGCCGUAUAGAUGGUUCCCCAGUUGGGUGAUGAGAGUAGCGUAAUACGAUGGUUUGAGCAUAGUAGCAGAUGGUCCUACUUAAAUUCAGUUUCGAAGAUACCUUACUUAGGACAGCUAAUCAGCCAUACCAGUGAUUGUCCGGGAGGUGAGUUUUCCUUCUCCACCUCAUGUUGCAAUUCAGAGUUCCAACCAUUUUAAACGUGUAGCUGCCGCUUUCACAUUUUCUGGUCUGAUAUGUUAAUUCGUAACCCAUCCUUUUAUACACUCUGCUCGAAAGGGGGCAGUUCCAUCAGGCUGACACGCUCUCUGGCCUCACUUUGGCGGUGACUAGUAACUGUGCCAAGUUAUGAAAAACAAUUAUCUCAUAUAAGUUCUCAAAUCACAUCCCUCUCUUAAUAAAAACACUUUAAUCAUUUUUCAUAUUAUAUGCCCAAGAUAUAGAUUGGACGCUUCGUACAUGUAGUGGGUAUACUUUCUAAGUUACAGAAUGACCUUAGUGCCCAACAGAUCACCUCUGACCAUUCCCCACGUUUUACAUUAGGAAUAUUAUUCCAGUAUUCGCUUUUGAACAUGUUACAGUUUCAGCGGGAAAAAGUCUGUUGAACAAAGACAUUCCUUUGGGGGAUCUUGAAAGGGAGAGCCUGGCCUUCUUUGUUGAUUUACAACAGGGUGUGAGCUGUUAACCCCCCUCUACGGGUGAGAGGGAGUCUGAUUGAAGUUACUCAUUGCAAACCUGAUCUCACCUAUUUGGAUUCUCGUGGACAGUCAUGACAAUACUUUAUUUCUUAUCAUGAGAAUCUUUAUCAUUUUCAGAAGAUUUAGGUGACUAUCCUCAAGACACAGUCGACUCACAAGUUCCUUUAAACUCACAUGUUGAAUGUAUCCCACUGUAAUUUCAUAUUUUUUAAUGAAGGGAUGAAUUUAGAGGCACUUAUCACUUUAUUUUUAUUUCUUAUUGUCCGAUCAUAUUUUCUCAGGGGAUAAUGCUGAGAGAUGUGCCAUAGUGUGUUGUGGCAUCAACAGUUACAGUCUGGAUUGCACAAUAGGUAGAAAGUGACAGGAAGUGACGGGGAGAGAGAGCGAUUCUGCCUCCAGGGAUUUUCUGUUAUAUAUUUGCUGGAACCUAACCUUAACUGUGAAUGUACUGCAGUAAAGGAAUGUCAGAGGAAAACGUUUCUCCAAAAGUUCUCUCUCUGUUUACUUUUGGUUACUGAUAGUUUUUCCUCUAUAUUGUUUCAUUAUUUCAGAUACUAGAAGAAAAAUUGUCAUCAAAAAAGGUUUAAAAUUGAAGAAUUUAGAGAAGGUAGAGAAAGUAUCAACAAGGUAUUCUCUUUCUUUCUUUCUUUCUUUCUUUCUUUCUUUCUUUCUUUCUUUCUUUCUUUCUUUCUUUCUUUCUUUCUUUCUUUCUUUCUUUCUUUCUUUCUUUCUUUCUUUCUUUCUCUCUCUCUCUCUGUCUCUCUCUGUCUAUCUUUCCCUCCAUACACUCUUAGAAAAAAAGGUGCUAUCUAGGACCUGAAACAUUUUUUCGGCUGUCCCCAUAGGAAAACCCUUUGAAGAACCCUUUUUGGUUCCAGGUAGAACCAUUUUUGUUCUAGCUAGAACCUUUUUGGGUUCCAUAUAAAACCCUUUCCACAGAGGGUUCUACAUGGAACCCAAAAUAGUUCUACCUGGAACCAAAAAGGGUUCUCCUAUGGGGACAGCCGAAGAACCCUUUUGGAACCCUUUUUUUCUAAGAGUGUACCUUCCCCUAUCCCUCCCUCCCCCUCUGAGUUACCUGUUCCCAGAAGGCGAAUCUCUACUUGUUAGUUAUUAAUGGAAGGCAGGCAGCUGCCUGGUGUGUAUAGUGUAGUGUAUAUAUACAUGUGCAGGAGGUAGUGACGAGCUAGCCAGGAACCUGUAACCCUGGAAACUGGUCUAACCUGCUCCCGUUCCCACGGCAGGUUCCAUUUCCAGGGAGAACUCUUACCAAAUACCUGCUUCAAACCUGAUGACUCCCUAAGUUAUACCAAUAGUAAACAUUUAAUUUCCACAGAAAUAAAUGUGUUGGUCAGUCGCACCUAAAUGGUCCGAAAAUAACUUGCAUCCUAGAGUACAGUCCUUCAGAGUCAACAGUUACCCUUCUUCACCACAUGGUGUCUCCUGGAGUUGCAGUCUGUUAGACUCAAACUCAGAAUGAUGUACUAAGCUACCAAUCAGCUCCUCUGUUGUGAUUCAAACCUUAUCCUGGAGGUAUUCUGUCUGUGGGUAGCCUUCUCUAGGUGUCCCUGGACAAGUGUGUUUGUAUAGUAAAAUGAGUCUAGGAUUAUAGCCACUCCCUAGAACUAUCAUAGACUGGUACAAGGCUGCUGCCAACUGUUAGGCAAAUGAGUCUUUCGCAACAACGAAACCAUGCCUGUCUAAUUCACAAAGCUGCUCGCACAUAACAGGAGCCAACAUAUGCAACAGAAUUAUGUUGAACUUAAUCGUAGCUUCAGUUUUCAUGAUAAGGCUUGUGUUAUUGAUGGUGCUUGUCCUCACACAGCUCUGAAGUCAUUAAUUUUGUCUAGAUAAAAAAAUUGACAUCUUCAGUAAACAUUUGGGUAUUUUUACUCCUCAGUUCCCCUUCGUAUUAGGAAGUAACCACUUAGAUCUUUGAAUGUUUAGUUGACACUUUUUAGGUAUUUAUGUAGUUUGCAUUUAACAUCACAUUUAAUGAGAUUUAUACAACUUGCUGGAGGCAAAACAGCAAUAGGGUCAACCUGAGAUCAGGUGUAAACCAGAUCCUCUUUGGACUAUUUCCCCAGACAGACAGACAGCUAUUCAGUAAAACACUCACAGGAUGAUAAUGUUCAGUACAGCUUAACCGUACCUGUACUUCACAUGUCUCCCUCUGGCUGCACAAACAUUAUACACACCCAUAAACAACUCUGGCUGCAAACUCCCUAUUCUGAUCUGAAAAGGGCAUUCUGUAUCUCACAGAAACCAGAGAUUUUGUAAGGUAUUUGGUAAUUCAGGGACUUUCAGUGAUGAUUCAGUGAUGAUUAUUUUCUAGCCUUCCAACAACCUGUAGUGGAGAUCAGCCAAGUGAGAUGGUAUGUGUUGUUAGGUGUUGAUUUCACUAUCAGGUGGAGGUAUGAGAUAGCAGUGACCCCUGUUUUGACCUAUGACCCCAGUGAUGACCCCUGUUAGUGAGACAAGUGCCUAUAAUGGGCUAUAAAUCACAUAGAGCUGCCCAGCCAACCCUAACAACCCUACCAGGACAGGACAGUUGUUUGUCUGAUAACUGAAGUGUACAGAGCCACCCUUUAUCAUUUUAUUUACAUCCAGAGAACAUCCAUUACAACUUGAGUGAGCACGCUAACAAAAAAGGGAAAACAGUGAUAGGGCUAGAGUUUUUCCUGUUCAGGUCAUGUGUUUUUUGGUUUAAGACAAACUUUAUUGAACAAUACAAGCAGAGUAAGACACGUUCAGUGCCAGGCCUGUUCUGAGCAGAGCGGUUUCUCCCAAGAGGUAUAAUGUACGUAUCUGUCUAACUGACUGAACAAAGCCUAUCAUUGUCUGUCAUGACCUCGUAUGCAGAGACAGUGAUUCAGCGUUUUCGCCCGCAAGGUUAUUGGAACUACCUGAUUUAGCUGUGAAGCGAAAAUAUCAAUGUUACCCUCAAAUGUUUGGUGUUAUUUGAACGUAAACUGACUCCACCUUACAAACUUCUUAUCAGUAUAAAGAAAGGUAGAAUAUGUUUAUCCCACUCUCCUUCUCUUUCCCCCUCUCUCCCUAACUGACUAAAGUCUUAUCCAGGGCAUUCUGAGCCAAGGAGAUCUGAUAUCAUCUUUAGAGGGCUGUGUUCUGAGACACAGAGUGCCUUCUAUCCAGACCAAAGCUGAGAGACCCAGGGAUAGGGAGUGACUGCUGCAGCCCAACCCCAGCCCAGAGGACACAAGGACAGAGAGAAACAACAGCCCAGCGCCAGUGGACAAGGCGAGACUACGGCAGCCCAGCACCAAGGACAGACCACAGCCCAAGAUCACAUCACCAAGGACAGAGAGAGACGACAGCCACAGAACAGGACCAGAGCACCCAGGGACAGGGAGAGACUAGUUCCAGAGAUGGCCUCGGCCGGCCUGGAGAUCCUGGGUAUGAUCCUUUGUGUGUCAGGCUGGCUAGGGGUCAUGGUGGCCUGUGGCCUGCCAAUGUGGAGAGUAGCUGCCUACAUUGGCCAGAACAUUGUCAUCUCUCAAGUGAUCUGGGAGGGUCUGUGGAUGAACUGUUCUGUCCAGAGCACGGGCCAGAUGCACUGCAAGGUCCACGACUCCAUGCUUGGACUCCCUGUGGACCUACAGGCGGCCCGAGCCCUGGUCAUUGUCUCUAUGGUGCUGUGCAUCAUGGGCAUCGGCCUGUCUGUAGCCGGGGCCAAGUGCACCAACUGCAGCUCAGACACGGGAAGCAAGCCCCGCAUGGUGCUGGGGGCCGGGGUGACCUUCAUCGUGGCGGGGCUGUUGCUGCUGACGGCCGUAUCGUGGACGGCUAACAGCAUCGUCUUGGACUUCUACGACCCGAUGCUGGAGGAGACGGGAAAGAGGGAGUUUGGGAACUCACUGUAUUUUGGAUGGGCUGCCUCCUGUCUGCUUCUCCUAGGGGGAGCUCUGCUCUGCUGCUCCUGCCCUCCGAAAGCACCCCAGGGUGGGAGCGGGACUGGGUCUGGACCCCACAGGGUGGUGAACUACUCUGCGGUCAAAUCCCCCAUGUCUGUCAAUGGAUAUAUGAGGAGGGACUAUGUGUGAGAGAGAGAGUGUUCAAUGGCUUUAGUAUAGAGACAGCCUCUUGAGACUGAUGGGACUGAUGGAAUAACUAAUGUUAGCGAGGCCCCUUUCCUGACUGCACGCUAUAUGGGUAGCACAGAAUAAAUGCAGCCAUGUGGGAUAUUUGAUUCAGAUAUAAAGUAUGAACGAUUGCCGAUUAAUGCUAGAUUGUGUGUUACAUAUAUGAUUUCUGUAGAGUUGGAGACAUGCAUUUAUAGACGAGUCAAGUAAAUGUAGAUGGUAGGAUUAGAGACAUUUCUUAUUAAUGUUUUACCUGUUCUAAAAUAGUUUUUGUACUAAAUUUCACAUGAAAGUUACUCAAUGAUGACGAUUUAGAUCAUGAAAAUGUUAAUGUUGUUAAAAAAAAUUAAAAUAACUUUUCCAUUUAACCCUAAGUAAGUUACGCCCACUACGAAUCUUCUAGUACAUGACUGAAAAUAAUGAUACAAAAAUGAAGAUAAGUUCACUAUUUCCCGUGGUAAUUACAGCAUUUUGCAUUAUCAGACAGCAGUAUGAUAUCAUCAUGUGAGUACAUCAUGUACUGUGCUAACUAAUGUUUGUAUACAAUAGCAUACAUCAUACUGAUAAGCAACUCCUUUUUCUUUGUUAAAUUGGCAUACAGCAGGGACAUUCCCGUCUGAAAGUAAGGUCUUAUCGUAGAUGAUAUCACCACAGGAAUGUUAUGUGUGUGAGGAGGGGUAACCUUGCCUAUGCUUGAGGAUGAAACUGGCUUACUAAGGUCAGGCUACCAACGGAACACAGACAGGACAUCCCAUCGAAGACACAGGAUCUAAAGAAAUAGACCAAAAUAUAGGGCAGGAAUGCCUGCAGGUCCAUAUCACCUGAAAUCUAGACAACUCAGCCCCUCUACCGCGCACAAAUACGGUUUUUGAUUUCAAUACAAAUGUGAGCAACAACAAUGUCUUUUUUUAUUCUGAAGGUUGCCUUCUGCUACCUUUCAUUGUGCCCCCUGUUCCAUUUGGGAGAGUGAAACUGAGCCCGAAAAAAUGCAGCCAUUUUGAUAGGGAGGGGAAGUAGGUAACCCACACUAUAAUCAUAAGGUGAACUUGCUUCUUUCACAAUGCUCCCAUUGAUGAAAAAUCAGACAAUGGCUUUAUUUACAUUCUAGUCUAAGAAUAAGAUAAGGAGAAAAUACUUUUAAGACAGUCUUAUAGCAUAGACUUAAAGUACUGCCUAGGGAAGUUUGAGCAUCGUACAAACAAGCAUAGCCUCCAAUAGCCUUAUUGUGUUACUCAAUCUGUUCACCUGGGGAGUAUGAGUACCCAUCUAUAACCGUGCAGAGUCCAGUGUCUGUGUGUGGAACUUCCUGUGCUGCAGACAGUUGAGACAGUUCAAAUGAGGGUGAAACCCUUUGGUGCAGAGUGACCUUGUGGACAAGGACACUGUCUGAUAACACUGACCCACUCAUCACAUCAAUUCCCCAUCCACAAUGACCACUAUCCAACUCACUCACUGGGGAUGUUUGUCCACUGGACUGAUCAGACAAACCAUCUAUCUCUAUUCCUAAAUUUGACAGCCAAAUAGAAACCUGUCUAAGUCUGAUCUCUAAAUCUGUCUGCCAAACAAAGACAAAAGAUAACGGAUUUUCACUUUUUGUCAUAAAUCUUCAAUGGCAGUCAGAAACAAGAUAGAAUUUAUUAUGAAAUUCAGGCUUGUCUGUUUCCUGAAUCAUGGCAGUGGGAAACAAUGAGCAAAUGCAGCUUUGCAUUCAUUCAUUGUGCAACAUCAUCUCCAAAAUAAUGUUAUCUGGUACCAGAGAGAGCAAUCACUGGCUCCUGACCCAGGUCAUGUCAUUUUGAAAGAAACUGAUCCAAGAAAGAGCCCUACUGCUGGGGUUGGAAACCAGAUGAAACGAUAUUCAGCAGCCUUUUCUAUAGGUCGAUGGAAGUUCGUUGAAAAUAUAUAUUUAUUAUUAAAAACAACACAACUCAGCCUUCAUCAGGGUAUAUGGGUUGGAAACUAGCCAAUAGUGCUUGUAUACAGUAGGAUACCACAGAUGUUCCUAGGCAGCUCUCUCUCAGGGUUAGCAGUAAGACACAGAGGUAAACACUCCAUAGAGAGCUAAAUAUUUAUCUUGACCUGAACAUAAUUGUACAAUGGUAGGCAUCUGUUGAACGAACACGAGUUUAUGUUAUUCCCAAUUCCUCCACUUGUAAUUAUUACCUCGUCCAUUCUUAACCUGUUCGUUAUCCUUUAACUAUUUUGCUUUGGCCAUUUUUUGACCUUCCCCCUCAGCCCAAACAGUGGGGGAUCAACCAUGUUCCAACCGUUCAAUCAUUAAUCUGUGCAGCCAAGCCGUUCACCUGCCAAAGAUUUUACUGGGGGUCGUUGAGAAGAAAGAAAAGAAAAAACAUUUGAAAACCACCUUAGCCAAUCCCCAUGAGACUCUACCUUCUGUUGGUGGAGUGCUAUAAAGAUAGCUCUGAGUAUACAGGUGGUGAGAAUUCCAGAGCAGAACCCAGACAGUGAAACCCUUAUGUGCGUGAGGUUGAGACAGUGAAGAGAGUGCUUACAGAGGAAGGUAAAACAACAAAAUGGCUGUAUUGGGACUAGAGAUCCUGGGGAUGAUCCUGGCUGUCCUGGGUUGGAUAUUGAGCAUCGUGUCCUGCGCCAUGCCCAUGUGGAGGGUGUCCGCUUUCAUCGGGGUCAACAUCAUCACGGCUCAGACCAUCUGGGAGGGCAUCUGGAUGAGCUGUGUGGUCCAAAGCACGGGCCAGAUGCAGUGUAAGGUAUAUGACUCCAUGCUGGCCCUCAGCUCUGACCUGCAGGCAGCCCGAGCCCUCACAGUCAUCUCUAUAGUUGUGGGCAUCAUGGGGGUGUUGGUGGCCGUGGUGGGGGCUAAGUGUACCAACUGUGUGGAGGACGAGACGGCCAAGGCCCAGGUGAUGAUCGCAGCGGGGGUGGCCUUCAUCGUAGCAUCCCUGACCCAGCUGAUCCCUGUGUCCUGGUCAGCCAACAGCAUCAUCAUGGAGUUCUAUAGUCCCAUCACUCCCGAGGCUCAGAAGAGGGAGAUUGGAGGGGCUCUCUACCUGGGCUGGGCUGCAGCGGCUUUUCUCCUCAUUGGGGGGUGCAUCCUGUGCUGUAGUUGCCCCCCACAGCCUGAGAAGAGGUAUGCAGGGCCGCCCUCGCGGAUGGUGUACUCCCUGACCAGGUCUGUGGCCCCCAGCGGCUAUGACAAAAGAGACUAUGUUUGAACUGACCUGGGUAUCUGGCAGCAGCUGCUUUCUGCUUUCUGCUCAGUGGAUGAAGGACAUUUGAUACCAACCUUGAAUUUCAGAAUAGAUCAAAUGGUGGUGAUUUCUACCAAAACUAUUUUGUUAUAUGUUUUGACAUUAAGAAAAUACUGCUUUUUACUGGAUCAUUUUUGAUGGUGCUCUGUUGAAGGGGAACAACACCAAACUGGACUUGAUGUACUUUUAUUUCAUACUGUAUGCCUAUUUAAAACAUACAAAGGUGUUGUAAAUAUUGUAUUGUAAUCUUAAUAUUUGAAAGGAGUUUAAUUGAAACCAUCUGCAUUGUUACAUUUUAUAUUCUAUAGACUGAAUGAAUAAAAGCUUAUGUUGUGCAUAUGUUGGAUAACAAUGUGCCAAACUCUGACAGUUUAACAGCUUUUGUUAAGUGUGAAAAUACAAACUAUUUUGAUGUUUGAUGUGUGUCAAUUUCACAAUAAAAACUGUUUCAUAAUACUUUCACUUCAUAUUUUUAUACGAUGACAGAAAAAUAAAACUGGUUGCUAUAUGUUACUUUAUACAGUACAUUUCAUUAACAUUAUUUAGUGCUUUGCUACAUGGGAAGUGCCACUAAGUCCUGUGCUACUAGCUAUACAGUUUAUAAGAAAAGUAUGUUUGAAUCUGCUGCCAAACAAAGAGGUAGGCUAACUCUCAACUUAUAUCAGAGAACUGCCUCUGUGUCAUUCAUUCUGCCCAGAUCAGGAAAUAACAGGCUUUUUCCUUCACUGAUCCUUGGGUAUCCAUGGUAAUGAUGUGUUGAGUUGGAUUCUCUUUCAUAGCUGCUAGCUAACUGGCUGACUCCCAUAUCUGUUGGGCUUGGAUAACAAGAAGCCUUGCUUUGUCAGCCCUCCACUUUCAGCCAUUCCAAAAUGGCCCCCAAAACAAUGGGUCCGUUUCAUAGCAAGAUGGCGAUCGGAGUGAGUUAUCAACACUGGGUCAUGAAAUGUUGGGGGAAAGUCUAUUAUCCCAGUUUCUGGGGCAUAACUAGGGGAGACCCUCCCGGUUGUAAGGAAUUCAAGGGCACUGGAGUCAGUGACAGACAGACAUGACCGUUAGACCACAUCAAAUAGAAUGAACAAGACAGCUUGUUGCCGAGGAACUGAGGUCAGGCAUUCUUCUUUUACAAGUUGCUUCAGCUAAUGCUGAGAGAGUGAUUGCUCUGAGGAGACAAGAUUAGGGCUAAUCUAUUAAUGAGUAAAGGGCAAUUACACCACUUUUCAACCUCAUUUUCAUUGUCCAGCACAAAUGUAAAAACUGCACAUUUCUUAGGUAAAAAAAAAAUCUAAAUAUAAAGUUUAAAAGUUCUACCCGAUAACAAAAGUUAAAAGAUUUUACAAACAGGGAUUUUCAAACACUAUGAGAUUUGCGGUGACGUGGAGAGCAAGAUAAUACCCUCCCUCUGACUAGUAACUCCUUGCAGGUUUUGAAAAUCACUAUUUAAAAAAAAUGUUUAAUCCUACCCUGUGAUGUCACAGAGAAGCAUUUAUUUUGACCUUCCAGGGCUCCUCCCUUCAGCUGAUCUGGGAUAUAAAGGAUACUUGUCUUCCCGGCAGCACCAGAACAUCACACAUCACACACUCACAGGUGCUAGGGGCUAAAUUAAGUACAUUUGUGUUGGUGUCUCUGGCUGGUCUCUUUCUUUCUCACAGAUCCUCUGUCAGAUCCUCUCAGGUAUCUCAGGUGUGACGGAACACGGAGCACUGAACGGAACACAGAAGGAGCUCCAGCAACAUCAGAAUUACCACCAUGUCUGCAGGGUUGGAGUUAGUGGGGAUUGCUCUAUGUGUCUUGGGAUGGAUCAUUGCCAUCGUGUCCUGCACCCUGCCCAUGUGGCGAGUAACGGCCUUCAUCGGCAGCAACAUCGUCACAGCUCAGAUCAUCUGGGAGGGCCUGUGGAUGACCUGUGUGGUCCAGAGCACAGGCCAGAUGCAGUGUAAGGUCUACGACUCCAUGCUGGCCCUCUCCCAGGACCUCCAGGCCGCCAGGGCCCUCACGGUCAUCUCCAUCCUCCUGGCCAUCCUGGCUGUGCUCAUCGCCAUCGCCGGGGCCAAGUGCACCAACUGCAUCGAGGACGAGGCGUCCAAAGCUAAAGUCAUGAUCAUCUCUGGGGUGUUCUUCAUCGUGUCGGGAGUCAUGCAGCUGAUACCAGUGUCCUGGUCAGCCAACACUAUCAUCAGGGACUUCUACAACCCGCUGCUGACUGAUGCUCAGCGCAGGGAGUUAGGGGCAGCGCUCUACAUUGGCUGGGGGGCUUCAGCCCUCAUGAUCCUCGGGGGAAGCCUUCUCUGCUGCUCCUGUCCCCCUCGGGAGAAGAGGUACAACCCCUCACGGAUGGCAUACUCUGCCUCACGCUCUGCCCCAGGUGGGCCCGGGUUUGAGAGAAAAGACUAUGUGUGA